Molecule: messenger RNA, 1600 nt
Organism: Nerophis lumbriciformis (worm pipefish)
Lineage: Eukaryota; Metazoa; Chordata; Actinopteri; Syngnathiformes; Syngnathidae
Gene: cwc27
Product: CWC27 spliceosome associated cyclophilin
Biological process (GO): protein peptidyl-prolyl isomerization; protein folding
Cellular component (GO): catalytic step 2 spliceosome
Molecular function (GO): peptidyl-prolyl cis-trans isomerase activity
Source: RefSeq, a predicted model, not a curated record
UAAAUAACAGCAGCACGCACACGACGAGGAGCACUUCCGUCUGUGGACAAGCUAACUAACUAACGAGAAAAAGCAACAUUCUUCGUGGGAAGAAUGAGCAAUAUUUAUAUUCAAGAACCGCCCACGAAUGGAAAGGUGUUGUUGAAGACCUCAGCAGGUGAUAUUGACAUCGAGUUGUGGGCCAAGGAAACACCUAAAGCCUGCAGGAACUUUGUGCAACUCUGCUUGGAAGGUUACUACGAUGGCACCAAAUUCCACAGAGUGGUGCCUGAGUUCAUCGUCCAGGGUGGGGACCCGACUGGGACCGGGACCGGAGGAGAGUCCAUAUACGGGAGGACGUUCAAGGAUGAAUUCCACUCCCGCUUGCGCUUCAACCGCCGGGGCUUGGUUGCCAUGGCGAACGGCGGGCCGCACGACAACGGCAGCCAGUUCUUCUUCACGCUGGACCGCGCCGACGAGCUCAACAACAAACACACCAUAUUCGGCAAGGUGACGGGAGACACGGUGUACAACCUGCUGAGGCUGGCGGAGGUGCAGUGUGACGCCAACGAGCGCCCGCUCAACCCCCACAAGAUCAGAUCCGCAGAGGUGUUGCAUUCUCCUUUUGACGACAUCGAGCCGCGGGAAACCAAGAAGGGGAAAAAGGACAAAGAAAAGGAAGAAGGAAAGAAGUCCCAGUCCAAAGCUACAAAGAACUUCAGUCUGUUGUCGUUCGGGGAGGAGGCGGAAGAGGACGAGGAGAUGGUCAAUCAAGUUAGUCAGAGCCUGAAAGGGAAAAGCAAGAGCAGCCAUGACCUGCUGAAGGACGACCCCAGACUCAGUUCUGUUCCUGUGGUGGAAAAAGGCGAGAAGGCGUCGGGGGAUGAGUCGGAGGUGGAUGGUGAGAAGACCAGCGAGAUGGUGAGAGCCAAGCUGCAGAAAGGAGAGAAGAUGGUGGAGAGAGAGAAGGAGGAUGAAGAGGCGGCGAGGAAGAAGAGCAGCCGCAGCGAAGAGCUGCGCAAAGAAGUCCGCCUUUUGAAGAAGGAGCUGAGGGCUUUAAAGCAAAGGGAAGACGGCCCCAAGCCGGUGGAGGAGGAGGUGAAGGAGGAGGUGGAAAAGCCCACCAGCGAGGCGGUGGCCGAGUACCUGGAGGAGAGGAGGAAGUACGAGGAGAUGAGGAAGGGCAAGAAGAAGAAAGGCUCGGGCAGAGAAGAGCAGACCAUGGAUCUGCUCAACCGCUUCAAGUCCAAGCUGUCCUCGGCCAUCAGCGACGCUCCCGAGGAGGAGGAGGACCAGGACCAGUUGGCCGAGGACGACGACAAAGGAUGGCUGGGUCACGUGCUGCAGUGUGACGACCAGAGCCAGAAGGUGAAGGACGCCAGCAUGCAGGACGAGGACACCUUCGAGAUCUACGACCCACGCAACCCCGUCAACAAGCGGCGGCGGGAGGAGAGCGAGAAGAUCCUGAAGGAGAAGAAGGCCAAGAGGUGAGGAGGGGGUGGAAGGUCACACCCAACCCUGAAGGCCAAGAGGUGAGGAGGUCGGACCUCAUCCUGUAAAGUCUGCAUUCAGGAUGUGACGCUGCAGGUCAUGUGACCAAUAAAGGUGUAUUUUAACCAGC